Messenger RNA from Sciurus carolinensis (gray squirrel), 783 nucleotides. It is a transcript of the gene Atp5po, whose product is annotated as ATP synthase peripheral stalk subunit OSCP. Gene Ontology annotation, biological process: proton motive force-driven mitochondrial ATP synthesis. NCBI's taxonomy places the organism in Eukaryota, Metazoa, Chordata, Mammalia, Rodentia, Sciuridae. Gene Ontology annotation, cellular component: membrane. Bases 76 to 717 code for a protein of 213 amino acids. Gene Ontology annotation, molecular function: proton-transporting ATP synthase activity, rotational mechanism. The record is from RefSeq and is a predicted model, not a curated record. The transcript has 7 exons.
ACUCUGGCGCGCGCCUGCGCCUUCACACCCCUCUCGUUUCCUAUCCGGGUUUGACCUACAGCCACCCGGGAGAAGAUGGCCGCCCCAGCAGCGUCGCGGCUUUCGCGGCAGGUGCGAUGCUUCAGUACAUCUGUGGUCAGACCAUUUACCAAGCUUGUGAGGCCACCUGUUCAGAUAUAUGGCAUUGAAGGUCGCUAUGCUACUGCCCUUUAUUCUGCCGCAUCUAAACAGAAUAAACUGGAACAAGUAGAAAAGGAGUUGUUGAGAGUAGCACAACUCCUGAAGGAACCCAAAGUGGCUGCUUCUAUUCUGAAUCCCUACAUUAAGCGUUCUGUCAAAAUCAAAAGCCUAAAUGACAUGACGGCAAAAGAGAGGUUCUCCCCCAUCACGGCUAACCUGAUCAGCUUGCUUGCUGAAAACGGGCGCCUAGACAAUACCCAGGGCAUCAUCUCUGCCUUUUCGACCAUCAUGAGUGUGCACCGUGGAGAAGUCCCUUGCACAGUGACCACUGCAUCUCCUUUACCUGAAGCUAUUCUCUCUGAGUUAAAGACAGUCCUGAAGAGCUUCCUGAGUCAAGGCCAAGUAUUGAAAUUGGAGGUUAAGACUGAUCCAGCAAUCAUGGGUGGCAUGAUUGUCCGUAUUGGAGAGAAAUAUGUUGAUAUGUCUGCAAAAACCAAGAUUCAGAAGCUGAGCCGGGCUAUGCGAGAGAGCAUCUGAGUGAUUUUCUAUCAUCAGUGAAAAUUCCUAGACAUGGAGCAACAAUAAAAUGCUUCCUGAAGAGAC